This is a messenger RNA of Phaedon cochleariae (mustard beetle), 654 nucleotides long. NCBI's taxonomy places the organism in Eukaryota, Metazoa, Arthropoda, Insecta, Coleoptera, Chrysomelidae. The record is from the annotation of a GenBank genome assembly.
AAAGAGACAGAAGAAGAAUCAUUUGAAAUAUUUGAGGUUAUGUGUUUCUGUCUUUGCCAAGGAUUAUAAUAAGAAUAAUAAGAUUAUAAUAUUAUAAACUCUCUUUGCCCCCUAUGCCCAUACGAAAAUUUUCCAGAAGUCUGAGAAAUCCUUUAAUUUAAUCGUACCCAAGGUCCUAAGCGUAGGCUGCACAGAUUAAUAAAGCGGUUUAUUAAUCAUGCUGUGACUAUCACCGAGCAUACCACCUAAUGUAUUUGAAUUCUGGAUGUGAAUUCCAAUCAAUUCAAUGAGUUCAUCUACAAGCAAGUCCUCAGGAUAUUCAGUGAUGCAAGAAAUAACUAAAAUAGAAGGGGAGAUUAAAGGUACCUAUGAGAGAUUAGAGACCCUUGAAAAGAAAUUGAAAAAUGAAAACCUACCUGAAGUUCAACAGAAAGCUGUUGAACGUGAAUUAGAGGAAGUAAGAAAACUAUUGAGAACACAUGAAGAACAAUUAGCACAUUUGAGAACCCACAACAGAAAAAGUUUUGUAUUUGUUGUAGCAUUGAUAUUUAUUAUUUUCACUGUAUAUAUGUUGUAUGUACUUGUUGGAGGUAGUACAUUCUAAAUGGUCAUUGUAAUUUUUCAUCUAUUUAUUAAAUAGACUAUCCAAAAGAA